GCGCAGCACUGCAUGAUGUUUGUGUUUCCAAAGGUGAACUCAAGUGUUGUAAUACACACCCAUUUUGUCAAGACUAAUUUCUUACACGAGAACACCUUUGUGGACAUUUAACAGAAUAAUGCGAGUAGUUUUGUUCGGGACGAUUUUACUGUCAAUAGCAGUCGCUUAUUACAGUUAUCUGCCUUUACCCAGCACUAUAUCAGAACCAUGGAAGUUAAUGUUUACAGAUGCAGUAAUACGCGCCAUAUUGGACGUGAGUUUUUUAGCUCAUGAUAUUGGACUUUGUCAUCCCUUCGGUUUUGUUAAAUACUUUAUGUCAUGGAAUAAGAUACACAGUCCACAAUCCAGCCCAGGCGUCCGGGUCACAGAUACGUCAUUUGCUGGAGUGGAGGCGCGAGUGUUUGAAUCCACUUCAGAAAGCCUUCAGAAAGAUUUAAAAAGAGGAGUGGUUUAUUUUCAUGGAGGUGGAUGGGCACUUUCUAGUGCAAAGAUGCAAGCAUAUGACCUUCAGUGUAGGAAGAUGGCCGAAGAAUUGGAUGCAGUUGUUAUAUCUGUUGAGUACCGUCUGGCCCCGGAGGGACGAUUCCCCGAUCAGUACAAUGAUGCUCUUCAGGCAUCAAAACAUAUCCUGACAGCAGAGGUGUUGGGUCAGUACUCUAUAGACCCAGAAAGAGUGGCCGUGUCAGGUGACAGCGCUGGGGGGAAUCUAGCUGCUGCUGUCAGCCAACAGUUGGCCGUAGAUGUAAGUGCUCCAAUUAAAUAUAAAGUUCAAGCCCUCGUCUACCCCCUGCUCCAGGUUCUGGACCUCAACACUCCCUCCCGCCAGCAAAAUCGCAAUAUGCCUAUCCUGAAGGGUACCCUCACGGCCCGCUUUGUACUAGAGUACCUUAAUGGAUCUCAAGACCUUGUUCCCUCUUUGCUGGCUAACAGGCACUCAGCUCUGAAUCUGGGUCAGGAGGUAGCAGCCGCCAAAGCUAAGAUCAACUGGACCAAGCUUCUACCGGUGGCCGUUCAGAAGAACUUUAAGCCAGUGGAGCCGCUUCAAGGUGACCCAAAGCUGCAUGAGAUGCUGCCAGCGUUGCUGGAUGUAAGAAUAUCUCCUUUAUUGGCUGAACAGGAAGUGUUGAAGGUCGUGCCGCCCGCCUACAUCAUGACCUGUGAGCAUGACGUUCUGAGAGAUGACGGACUGAUGUACGCCAAACGACUGGAGGAAGCUGGAGUGCCUGUCACCGUUGAUCACUAUGAAGAUGGUUUUCAUGGAUGCAUGAGUUUUGCUUUUGGGCCGUCUCCAUUUGAGGUUGCAGUGCGAAGUUUUGGUAACUACAUGAACUGGUUGAAGGAGAACCUGUAGCAGAGGUUUUUUUAUUUAUGUAGAGACAAGAUGUUUCCCUUAUUAAAUAUAUGCUGGGUU
Misgurnus anguillicaudatus (oriental weatherfish) is the source of this 1411-nucleotide messenger RNA. Its product is annotated as neutral cholesterol ester hydrolase 1. Gene Ontology annotation, molecular function: carboxylic ester hydrolase activity. Lineage: Eukaryota; Metazoa; Chordata; Actinopteri; Cypriniformes; Cobitidae. Gene Ontology annotation, cellular component: membrane. The record is from RefSeq and is a predicted model, not a curated record.